Molecule: messenger RNA, 2333 nt
Organism: Rattus rattus (black rat)
Lineage: Eukaryota; Metazoa; Chordata; Mammalia; Rodentia; Muridae
Gene: Znf879
Product: zinc finger protein 879
Exons: 3
Coding region: 218-1870 (550 amino acids)
Biological process (GO): negative regulation of transcription by RNA polymerase II
Molecular function (GO): DNA-binding transcription repressor activity, RNA polymerase II-specific
Source: RefSeq, a predicted model, not a curated record
UGCCUUUUGGUCAUGGUGUUUCAUCAUAGUCAUAGAAACCCUAACUAAGACAAGGGUGCUGUAUUUGAGCUUUCUGAGGACACAGUGGCACCUACUGUAUACAUGAAUUUAUGCUGGAGAAUGAAGGUGAUGACCAGAAGUACUUUCUGGGUUUGAAACCCUCACGGGAUUGCUUCUCAGUCAGGCUAUCUGUGGGCAUGGUCUGGGGUAAGGAGGAAUGGGUUUGCUGUUCCAGGAGCCUGUGACGUUCAGGGACAUCGCCGUGUCCUUCAGCCAGGAUGAGUGGCUGCACCUAGACCCUGCUCAGAGAACCCUGUACCGAGAGGUGAUGCUGGAGAACUACAGCAACCUGGCCUCGCUGGGGAUUCUGUUUCCCAAGCCAAAGGUCAUCUCUCAGUUAGAGCAAGCAGAUUUCCAGAUGGUGGAAAGUGGAAUGUUUCAAGGUGUAUACCUCGGGUGGAAGAGCUUGUUUGAACCCAGGGUUUCCAAAGAGGAAAAUAAGGAAGUCUUGAAACACCAGAGAGUUGAUGAUCUUUUCGGCUUCUUAUUGGGAAAACCAUGUGUAAAUGAGGAACAGUUGGAGGAGCAACCAGGCUAUAGGAAAAACCUCUUCAGUGAAAUGCUGCUUUCUCUUAGAAGAGACUGUACACAAGAGAGGGGCUUUCCAGGGAUCGAACUUGUGAGAAAUCCUAGGAAAACCAGAGUUGUCUCCGGAGGAGGAAAGCCUCGCUCCCCGCAGUACUCAAUUCUAUUCAGACAACUGGGGUUCAACACAGUGCACAAGCUUUAUAAGUGUAACAUCUGUGGGAAGGUCUUUCUCCACAGUUCUUCCCUGAGCAAACAUCAGAGGAUUCACACUGGAGAGAAGCUCUACCAAUGUAAGGAAUGUCGGAAGGCCUUCAGCCAAAGCUCGUCCCUGACACAGCACCUGAGAGUCCAUACUGGAGAAAAGCCGUACGUCUGUAGUGAAUGUGGGAAGGCCUUCAGCUUCACCACCUCUCUCAUUGGGCAUCAGAGGAUGCACACUGGAGAGAGACCCUAUCGAUGUAAGGAAUGCGGCAAAACCUUCAAAGGCAGCUCGUCCCUUAACAAUCACCAGCGGAUCCACACUGGAGAGAAGCCUUAUACGUGUAGCGCGUGUGGGAGAGCCUUUAGCCAGUGCUCGUCUCUUAUUCAGCAUCAGAGGAUUCACACUGGGGAGAAACCAUAUGAAUGCAGCCAGUGUGGGAAAGCCUUUACGUCCAUAUCACGGCUGAGCAGACACCACCGCAUCCAUACCGGAGAGAAGCCCUUUCACUGUAAUGUGUGCGGCAAAGUGUUCAGUUACCACUCGGCCUUGAUCAUUCAUCAGAGGAUUCACACUGGAGAGAAACCGUAUGCAUGCAAGGAGUGUGGGAAAGCCUUCAGCCAGAGCUCAGCACUUAUCCAGCAUCAAAGAAUCCACACGGGAGAAAAGCCGUACAAGUGUGACGAAUGUGGGAAGGCCUUUUCCUGGAUCUCGAGGCUUAACAUCCACCACAGAAUCCACACAGGAGAGAAACCUUACCACUGUAAAGAAUGCGGGAAAGCUUUUAGUUCCCACUCUGCAGUCAAUACUCACAGAAAAAUCCACACUGGCGAGAAGCCUUAUAAAUGCAGUGACUGUGAAAAAGCCUUCAACCAAAGCUCAGCCCUCAUCCAGCAUCAGAGAAUUCACACUGGAGAGAAACCAUUCAACUGUAAAGUCUGUGGGAAAGCCUUCAGACAGAGUUCGUCGCUUAUGACACAUACAAGGAUUCAUACAGGAGAAAAACCUUAUAAAUGCAAAACAUGCGGGAAAGCGUUCAGUCAAAGCUCAUCUCUUGCCAACCACCAGAAGACACAUUAUUGAGGACAACCGUAUAAGUAAAAUGCAUGCGGUAAAUCUGCCUUGAGACAUUCAUUGCAUACUGACUGUGACAGAAUUCAUCCAGAGAGUGAUGAGUGGUAGUUAGUCGCGGGUGAGCAUGAGGGUAGAUUUCAGCAAACCUCUGGCAUUCGUGAUGCAGAAUAAACUUGUGUUUGGAAAAGUUACAUAGAAUGUUUUCCACAUGUUCUGAAGUUUUACUGAUGAUGAAGUUGACACUAAGAUUGAAGGAUUAAUAUUUUCUUUCUAGUGAUGAUGUAGAAUUCAUAGCCACCAACCUUUUAAAGCAUCACUGGGACCUACUGAUUUAGGCGAAAGUGCAUACAUCAGACCAGUCUAGGAUCUGUGUUGGACAAUGCCUUUGAGUGUGAAUGCAAAAUAGCUGAAUUAGAAAAAAUGAGGAAAAAAUAUCUAGCUGCCCAUGGUCACUAAAGUUUGCUUUUCAAUA